Molecule: messenger RNA, 1853 nt
Organism: Arabidopsis lyrata subsp. lyrata
Lineage: Eukaryota; Viridiplantae; Streptophyta; Magnoliopsida; Brassicales; Brassicaceae
Source: RefSeq, a predicted model, not a curated record
AUGGUUAAGGCUAAUGAUUUCCAAAAUUUUGUGAAUUGUUUGGCGGCUACGAUAAUUUCUCAUACUUUGCAGACCUUGAAACCUUCAUCCCCGACGGAUUUGGCGGCUACUGUCAAGCUCGUGCCUCCAAUAGAUCCGGUCGUGCCUCCAAUUACUCCGGUGGUUGUAGGUACCACACUGUCGAACUCCUCAGCCAUUGAAUCAAAAAAUCGUCCUGCUACUUCCCUGCCUCCGGUUGAUGAUGCUGGUAUCGUCAAGCCUAGAGUCUCGGAUAGUUUGGUAUCUCCUCCUCUACGAGGAGCUUGGGAAAAGCAGCUUAAAUUCACCACGGUAUCGGCAACCCAACAAGCUGAGAGUGGAGUUCCAAUUUCUAGACCUACACAGUCUCAAUAUGAUUCCUCUAAGGAAGAUGAUAUGAGGUUUCCAUGGGCUGCAAAAAUGGAUCCCGCUGCUAGAAAUCUGUACAGAGCAACAUCACCGGAGUACAUGGAAGACGGUACUCCGAAGGUAACGAUUCCAAGUCAUGUUUUGUUACAAGGUCUUGAGAAUCAGAAGGAAUAUGUUUUAGGCCAGUUCUAUAGGUGUAACCCCCCUGCUGGUGGCUUGAUUCAUGCUGUUAUCAAUAGAAUUUGGGGUAGGAAGUGUAGAAUUUUUAUGCGCAAGCUUGAUGAUUCUAAAUUUCUCUUCCAUAUUCCGGAUGCCUCAACUAGAGCAUGGGUUCUUCAAAGGGGCUUAUGGCAUGUUGAUGAUUGUCUUAUGUUUGUAGCUCCUUGGUCUACUGCAGAUACUUUUGAUCUCCCUGAGAUAUCGACUAUUCCAGUCUGGGUUAAAAAUAUUCCAAACCGGCUGUACUCGAUUCCAGGAAUUAGCCAUAUUGCAUCAGGGUUAGGUGCUCCUAUGGCUACUUACAAACCUAGACUUGAUCCUUCACUAAUGGGUGAGGCGAAGGUUUUGGUGGAAGUGAAGUUGAGUAAAGCUUUCCCUCCUCGGAUUGCAGCAGCUGAUAAAAAAGGAAACAUAUCUAUGGUCAAUGUUGAAUACGCUUGGGUGCCAGCUACUUGUGGUGAGUGUGGACAGUUAGGCCAUAAGGCUUCUCGCUGUAUGAAACCUCAUUUGCCACAUGAAAGAGUAACCAAAAAAGUCUCAGAAGAAGUCCUCAAUCCAGCAACUGAAAGUUUAUCCAGCGCCACAUAUUUGGUCUCGCCAAUCUCUCUACAAACCGAGCCCCCAAUUGGUGUCCCUACCGCAGAUUCAGAACUCCAAAUCGAUACAGCCCUAGAAAUUGAGGCUGGCCCAAUCCAAGACAAAGAUAAUUGCAAUAGAGUGGCAGCUUGCCAAACAAAUGCUGAAGCUGAAGCUGUAACUGAAGCGAUGUGCACUGUUGAAUCAGUUACUGAUAUUGCAGGUACUAAGGAUAAUGCUAUUCUUAGUGACCGUGAGAUACGACACGUCCUUGCUGAAAACAAGUUUAGCUGUUUGGGCUCUUCUUUUUCUGAUGGGGAUUCUCUUAGCUCAGAUGGAGACUCAAUGGUUUCGGUUGAUUCAGAAAGUGGUUCUGGAUUGAUGGAACUAAUGACUCCUUCUGGCCAACGACUUUUGCGCGAAAGACCGGUUAAGCCGUCCAUCAAAGCUAAGGAGGUUCAAGCAUCCUCUAAUACUCGGGGAAGAGGUAACCGUGGACGCGGGAAUCGUGGGCGCGGGAACCGUGGACGUGGCUAGUUCUUCCAAAAGUCAACUGAAGCGGAAGAUUCGGUUAUCAUAUUUAUGUAAUAUUGGCCUUAGGCUUCGUAUCUUGCAUAAAAAUACUGUGUGACUUUUUGUCAUGACUUAUGUAAGGCUUAAUAAUAAAGUUU